CAAACGCAGGCCACUGCACUCGGUCUCGGUGCUGUGUUGUUUUAGGUAUUUCUUGUGGGAAAAAGCAAGCGAAAGACACAUUUAUCGAAACAACAUGGGCGGGUGGGCGCUGGAGAUUGGCAAAAUGGCUCUGUACAUGACGUUCCCGGUGGCAAUGUUCCACUGGUUCAAUCAGCCAGAGUACUUCGAGAAGUGGGUUACGGAUACGAAGCGACAGAUUUACCCACCGGAAAACCAGCAGCACCGAGAGCAGAUAGAAAAGUGCAUUCGCAUCGUACGCGAGCAGCACGAUAACGAGCUGAUGAAGGAGAUCGAAGCAAUGGAGAAAAAGGAGCACAAGCUGUCCUGAA
Anopheles cruzii is the source of this 350-nucleotide messenger RNA. Its product is annotated as protein PET100 homolog, mitochondrial. Lineage: Eukaryota; Metazoa; Arthropoda; Insecta; Diptera; Culicidae. Gene Ontology annotation, biological process: mitochondrial respiratory chain complex IV assembly. Gene Ontology annotation, cellular component: mitochondrial inner membrane; mitochondrion. The coding region runs from base 95 to 349 and encodes 84 amino acids. The record is from RefSeq and is a predicted model, not a curated record. The transcript has 2 exons.